UUCGAUGCCAAGGCGCGCGCUGAAGUUCAGGACAACAAUCGAUAUGGGUAUGACAGCAGAGAUCGAGACAGGUAUGACCGGGAUCGAUUUGGACGAACCAACGGUGACUCUCGUCAUAAAGAUAUUAAAGAUAGUAAAGAUAGUAAAGACUCUAGUUCCGCAACCGCUGGCAUUGUGCUCGGUGAAAAAGAGAUUGAGCAUGUCAAAGUAAAAACGCUAUAUGGGUAUUGAAGAAAGAGAGAGAAAGGUCCGCAAACGCAACGACAAAAAAUUUGUCUUUGAUUGGAAUGCAGAUGACGACACUUCGCGCGACCUAAACCCCCUCUAUACACACAGGCACAGUGCUCAGCUCUAUGGCCGUGGUCAUUUUGCAGGUAUCGAUCUCAAGGAUCAUAAAUCAAAGAGUGGAUUUUAUGACAAGUUGAUGGCUUCAAGAAGAAGUGAUGUUGAAAUUGCGCGCAUGGGAGAACUGGAUAACAUUGCCGCUCAGAAGGAACGCAAGGUCAAUUAUGCAGAUCGCCAUUGGUCAGAGAAGCCUUUAGAUCAAAUGCGCGACAGAGACUGGCGUAUUUUCAAGGAAGAUUUCAAUAUUGCAUGCAAAGGUGGAAGUAUACCUAACCCCAUUCGUCGCUGGAGCGAAUCUACUAUCGAUCCCAAGAUCUUGGAAGUCAUUGAAAAGAUUGGAUAUACAUCUCCAACACCAAUUCAGCGACAGGCUAUUCCUAUUGGAUUACAGAACCGUGAUAUUAUUGGUAUUGCAGAGACUGGAUCUGGUAAAACAGCUUCUUUCUUAAUUCCCAUGUUACAGUUCAUUUUUGAUCUUCCUAGAUUGAAUGAGCAAAACAUGGUACAUGGACCCUAUGCGUUGAUCCUAGCGCCGACACGUGAAUUGGCACAGCAGAUUGAACAGGAGGCCCUCAAAUUUGCUGUCCCUCUUGGAUUCAACUGUGUAUCCAUUGUGGGAGGACAUGCUGUAGAAGAGCAGGCCUUCAACCUCAGAAACGGAGCAGAGAUCAUCAUUGCUACACCAGGUCGUCUUAAAGAUUGUUUAGAUCGUCGUAUCUUGGUCCUUAAUCAAUGCACAUAUGUGGUCAUGGAUGAGGCUGACAGGAUGAUUGAUAUGGGAUUUGAAGCCGACGUCAACUUCAUUCUGGAUGCUCUUCCAGUCUCUAACCUUAAGCCUGAUACGGAUGAAGCAGAGGAUGCAAGCAAAAUGACAAAAGCUAUCGGUGAGGACUCGAACAAGAAGUACCGUCAGACAACCAUGUUUUCAGCAACCAUGCCUGCGGCGGUCGAACGACUUGCCAAGAGAUAUCUUCGUCGACCUGCUGUUGUCACCAUUGGUACUGCUGGACAGGCUGUCGAGACUGUAGAGCAGCGUGUCGAGAUGAUCACGGACGAAAAUAGGAAGAAGAACCGUUUGAUGGAAUUGUUGAAGGGACAAUUCGCUCCUCCAAUGAUUGUAUUCGUAAACCAAAAGAGAAGCUGCGAUAUGCUUGCUAAGAUGAUCAACAGUUCUGGACUCCGCGCCACAACUUUGCAUGGUGGCAAAUCGCAGGAACAGCGUGAGCUGGCACUGUCACAACUUAAGAAUGGAAAGAGUGAUGUUUUGGUGGCGACGGAUGUUGCUGGUCGUGGUAUCGAUGUCCAAAAUGUUUCUUUGGUGGUGAACUUUGAUAUGGCCAAGAAUAUUGAGGACUAUACUCACCGUAUCGGUCGUACCGGUCGUGCAGGACGGUCUGGUGUAGCUGUGACCUUCCUGUCCAGUUACGAUACAGACGUGUACUAUGAUCUCAAGCAGAUGUUGACAAAAUCUACAUUGGCUACCGUUCCAGCAGAACUUCGGAACCAUGAAGCUGCUAUGACCAAGGGUGGCGUUGGCGGACGUAGAAGAGGCAAUGACGAAUUUUAGAUCUUUUUUUUCUUUUUCUUUUUUUUGUGAUUUGUUUGGUUAUUAAAGAGCAAUAACAUAAUAAAGUAAUAAAUGUAUGGUCACUUCAUAUUAGAAUUAA
This is a messenger RNA of Lobosporangium transversale, 2012 nucleotides long. Its product is annotated as P-loop containing nucleoside triphosphate hydrolase protein. The record is from RefSeq and is a predicted model, not a curated record. Bases 221 to 1912 code for a protein of 563 amino acids. Gene Ontology annotation, cellular component: catalytic step 2 spliceosome. Gene Ontology annotation, biological process: mRNA splicing, via spliceosome. The transcript is spliced from 4 exons. Gene Ontology annotation, molecular function: ATP binding; RNA helicase activity; RNA binding. NCBI's taxonomy places the organism in Eukaryota, Fungi, Mortierellomycota, Mortierellomycetes, Mortierellales, Mortierellaceae.